Messenger RNA from Hirsutella rhossiliensis, 1671 nucleotides. Its product is annotated as kinase. The coding region runs from base 1 to 1671 and encodes 556 amino acids. Gene Ontology annotation, biological process: protein phosphorylation. Lineage: Eukaryota; Fungi; Ascomycota; Sordariomycetes; Hypocreales; Ophiocordycipitaceae. The record is from RefSeq and is a predicted model, not a curated record. Gene Ontology annotation, molecular function: protein serine/threonine kinase activity; ATP binding. The transcript has 6 exons.
AUGUCGUGGAAACUCACCAAGAAAUUCAAGGAUACCCAUCUGGGGACCCUGAGCGCCUUUUCUCGAUCCCCCUCUACCUCGACCAUCACAGACAAGGACGACAAGGCUCAAAAUGCCACGGGCGCCACGACUCCGACCACCGACAACGCCAUUGCUGCCUCGGAAGCAAUGACCCAAGCGCCCGUCGUCAAGCCGCCCAAGCCCGGCAUCCUUGUCGUCACACUCCACGAGGGCCAAGGCUUCUCCCUGCCUGAGCAACACCGAGCUGCCUUUGCCUCGCAGCACCAGGGCUCACUGUCAUCUAGCAAUGCGGCAACCAUGGCCGGCUCAGUCUUUGUCAAUUCCGUCGAAGGCAACCCCGAGAAUCCCCUCUGGGCAGGCGGCAGCACCCAGUACAAGUUCGAUGUCUCCCGGAUGACGGAGCUUGUCAUCCACCUGUACAUGAGAAACCCAACCGCUGCUCCUGGGUCCGGGCGGAGUCAGGACAUCUUUCUGGGCGUCGUUCGCAUCAAUCCUCGAUUCGAGGAGCGGCAGCCCGGCGUCGAGUGGGUGGAUGUGCAGUACGGCAGUGGCAAGAUCAAGGUCGGCGUCGAAUAUGUCGAGACGCGAGCAGGCAAGCUCAAGAUUGAAGACUUUGAGCUGCUCAAGGUUGUGGGCAAGGGCAGCUUUGGGAAGGUGAUGCAGGUACGCAAAAAGGACACGAACCGCAUUUACGCUCUCAAGACGAUUCGCAAAGCCCACAUCAUCUCCCGGUCCGAGGUGGCGCAUACGCUCGCCGAGCGGUCUGUCUUGGCACAAAUCAACAAUCCCUUCAUUGUCCCCCUCAAGUUCAGCUUUCAGUCGCCCGAGAAGCUCUACUUCGUGCUGGCGUUUGUCAAUGGAGGAGAACUCUUCCACCAUCUGCAAAAGGAACACCGGUUCGACGUCAACAGAUCGCGCUUCUACACGGCGGAGCUGCUCUGCGCCCUGGAAUGCCUGCACGGCUUCAGCGUCAUCUACCGCGACCUAAAGCCCGAGAACAUCCUGCUCGACUACCAGGGCCACAUUGCGCUCUGCGACUUUGGCCUCUGCAAGCUCGACAUGAAGGACGAAGACCGGACGAAUACCUUUUGCGGGACGCCCGAAUACCUUGCGCCGGAGCUGCUGAUGGGCAAGGGCUACAACAAGACGGUCGACUGGUGGACUCUGGGCGUGCUGCUGUACGAGAUGCUGACUGGCCUGCCUCCCUUUUACGACGAAAACACCAAUGAAAUGUACCGCAAGAUCCUAUCAGAGCCACUGCACUUUUCGGAUGUGGUGCCACCGGCGGCCAAGGAUCUGUUGACCAAGCUGCUUAACCGCAAUCCCGAAGAGCGGCUCGGCGCCAACGGGUCGGCGGAGAUCAAGGCUCAUCCGUUCUUUCACGCCAUUGACUGGAGAAAGCUGCUGCAGCGCAAGUAUGAGCCGACCUUUAAGCCCAGCGUGGCUGACGCGCUGGAUACGGCCAAUUUUGACCCCGAGUUCACGUCGGAGGCGCCCCAAGACUCUUACGUGGACGGCCCGAUGCUGUCGCAGACAAUGCAGAACCAAUUCCAGGGGUUCAGCUAUAACAGGCCCAUUGCGGGGCUUGGCGAUGCCGGCGGGAGCGUCAAGGACCCUUCCUUUGUGGGCAGCAUCCAGGACAAUCGAUAA